GCCUAUGACCCUCUCUCCUUCUUCUCUCUGGUAAUAGGAAACAAAUAUUUUGCAAAGGACGUGCUAUACUUUUUCUGACAAUGUGUUAACAGCAAGAUUAUUUUUUUCAAAAAUGACAUUGAUAAAGCAUUUUAUAUUAAUUCAAUUAAUACGAAGAAGCGGUUUGUUACCUGCGACGUUUGCACGCAGAUCUAUAAUUCCUGGCACAAGUUGUAUUCAAUCGUUUAGGGGUAAGAAAGAUGAUAGUAAUUCAAAUUCAUCAGCUUCUUUAUUUCAUCCUGUGCCUGUCAAGCCAAAUCCAGAUGACAUAAACAUAGGCGUUGAAUUGACUGGAGCUCUAAAGAAAACAGAUCUUUUGAAAAUAUUAAAUUCGUUCGCACAGAAGGCAGAGAUCAAGGAGCUAGCUCAGCAAUAUGGAUUAGAUAGUUACCUUCAGGGACAGGCUUUCACAAAUUUUAGGCAAUAUUGUUUAGAAACAGAGACAUUGCCUGUAGAUCUCCAUAUAGUAUUAAGUGAUAUUCUUCAAGAUGCUGGCAAUGUUACAGAUAUUUUUCCCUAUUUUUUACGCCAUGUUAAACAGAUGUUUCCACAUAUUGAUUGUUUGGAUGAUCUUAAAAAGAUUAGUGAUUUACGGAGUCCAGCUAAUUGGUAUCCUCUUGCAAGAGCAAAAAAUAGAAAAAUAAUCUUUCAUGCUGGACCAACAAACAGUGGAAAGACUUAUCAUGCCCUAGAAAGGUUUAUCAAUGCAAAAAGUGGAGUAUAUUGUGGACCAUUAAAGUUAUUAGUUGGGGAAGUAUUUCAGAAAUGUAAUCAGAAUGGAACACCAUGUGAUUUAUUAACUGGAGAAGAACGGACAUAUGCCAAGGGACUUGAUAAUCCAUCAAACCAUUUAUCAUGUUCUGUAGAGAUGGUGAAUUUACAAAGCAACUACGAAGUAGCUGUAAUUGACGAAAUUCAAUUAAUGCGCGAUCUUAACAGAGGCUGGGCAUGGACGAGAGCUCUCUUAGGAAUUCCUGCAGAUGAAAUACAUUUAUGUGGUGAAGCUGCUGCUAUAGAUUUGGUAAAAGCUAUAUGCCUCUCAACGGGCGAAGAUGUGGAAAUUCGCAGAUAUAAACGAUUAACACAGCUGGAAAUAGAGAAUCAGGCACUUGGUUCUCUAAAUAAUGUUCAACCAGGAGAUUGUAUUGUCUGUUUUAACAAGAACGAUAUAUUUACUGUUUCUCGUUCUCUUGAAAGCAGGGGAAUAGAGGUGGCGGUAAUAUAUGGCAGCUUACCACCUGGUACAAAACUGGCACAAGCUGCAAAAUUUAAUGAUCCUAAGAAUUCCUGCAAAGUUUUGGUAGCAACCAAUGCGAUCGGAAUGGGUUUGAACUUACACAUUCGAAGAAUUAUAUUUUACUCAUUGAUUCAACCAUCAAUCAAUGAAAAAGGUGAAAAGGAAAUGGAUGUAUUAUCUGUGUCUGCUACUUUACAAAUAGCAGGUCGCGCUGGACGUUAUGGCACAGCAUGGACUACGGGAUAUGUAACGACAUUCAAACAAGAAGAUUUGCGUACUUUAAAAGAUUUAUUAGAUCAAACGCCAGAAAUAAUAACGCAAGCAGGUCUUCAUCCAACGGCAGAUCAAAUUGAACUGUAUGCUUAUCAUUUACCAAACUCACCACUGUCCAAUCUCAUGGAUAUCUUCGUGUCAUUGAGUACAGUCGACAAUUCUCUUUAUUUCAUGUGUAAUUUGGAUGAUUUUAAAUUCUUAGCUGAUAUGAUACAGCAUGUUCCUCUGCCUCUCCGAGCGAGAUAUGUGUUCUGUUGUGCGCCGAUUAACAAAAAAUCACCAUAUGUAUGUGCUAUGUUUCUAAAGUUUGCACGUCAGUAUAGCAAAAAUGAUGCAAUAACAUUCAGUUGGUUAUGUCAACACAUAGGAUGGCCGUUUGCAAUACCAAAAACUAUUCUCGAUCUUGUUCAUCUAGAAGGUGUGUUUGACGUACUGGAUCUUUACUUAUGGCUAAGUUAUCGUUUCAUGGAUUUAUUUCCGGAUGCUAAAAUAGUCCGUGAUGUACAAAAAGAACUCGAUGCGCUGAUUGAAGCAGGCAUAGUUAAAUUAACAGUAUUGCUGACAAAUUCCGGUGCAAGUAGUGAUAGUUCAGAAAGUGAUAGCUUUGAAUUACAAACGCAGAAGCACAAUUUUUAUAGAGGUUAUCAAGCGACCGCUAAAUAUGGCUUGAAAAAGGGUAAAUUAACAGAAAGAUUAUUGGCAGAAGGACUCUUAACACCCCAAAUGUUACGUGAAUUGCAAUCUGAAUGGAUCAGGUCGACGCAAAAGAAAAAAUAAUGUAACUUUGUAUAGCAAAAAUAUUAAAAAAAAUUUACAUAUACAGGGUGUCC
This is a messenger RNA of Harpegnathos saltator (Jerdon's jumping ant), 2379 nucleotides long. RefSeq names its product Suv3 RNA helicase (gene Suv3). Gene Ontology annotation, cellular component: mitochondrial degradosome. NCBI's taxonomy places the organism in Eukaryota, Metazoa, Arthropoda, Insecta, Hymenoptera, Formicidae. Gene Ontology annotation, molecular function: hydrolase activity, acting on acid anhydrides; RNA helicase activity; ATP binding. The coding region runs from base 113 to 2326 and encodes 737 amino acids. The transcript has 14 exons. Gene Ontology annotation, biological process: mitochondrial RNA 3'-end processing. The record is from RefSeq and is a predicted model, not a curated record.